AUGAUUACCCUAAAGUUAGCCAAAGACAACAAUAACGAGCUCAAAGGAUUUACUCCUGUGUCGUGGAUGCGAUUUCCUGUGUCGUGCUUCAUCGUGCUGGAUCGAAACCGAGACACUGCACGGCAGCGAGUUGCCCAUCCACUGCGUCAACCGUGCAGUCAUUAUCAAGAAGUAAAAUUUGUGUGCAGUGCGUGUGUGAUGGUACGCACGCACACGGUGCUGCUGCUGGCGGUAGCACUGUGCGGCGCCGCCACCACGCUGGACUCCGAGCUCGGGCUGGGCAAGGCCAUCAACAUAUUCAUGAGAUAUGGCUACCUCAGCAUCUGCAUGCGGGUGGUUCCUCGCAACGACACGGAAGGCUGGGUGUUCAGGGAGCCUACAGUCUCCGUGUUCCGCGAGGUGGAACAGUACACCAUCGCGCCAACUCCUCGUCACGCCAAGACUCUCUUCGACGGAGACUUCCACAUGGAGUUCUGCGAUAACCUGAAGCAGUUACUGCAGGCUUACUUUAGGGAUUUUAGUUUUGAAAGACUGGAGCGUCCAUGGCGUGCAUUCACCGCUGGCUGGCCGACAGACAUCAUGGCCAGAAACCUUGGCAUCAACUCUUCCUUCAUCAAUGGAGACCACUGCUAUGUUCUCGUCAGAGUUUCCAGGUUUCGUGAAACAGCCAAAUUGAGUGACUUGCCAGGAAACAUAGCGGUAGAGGAUGUAGUUUACGAUGCUAUUCAGGAGGCGAACAUUGGAGAUACAGCGUCCAUAGCUGAUUUUAUUAGAAAGUACGGUUCCCAUUACAUUGCGUCGUACAUCACUGGAAAUUCGCUAUAUCAGGUAUUUGUGUUUUCCCGUGGCGUGUACACCAAGAUAAAAGAGCGCGUCAAAUCCCGCGGUAUCACUGACAUACCGAUCUCUGAGAUGAACAACUUCUUUUCUCCGCUCUUCGCCGAACAUGUUGGCGCUGUCAAGGUGUUUGUGUUCUCUAGAACGGCUUACUCUAUGAUCAAAGAGAGGUUAAAAAGUAAAGGCGUAGCAGAUAUAACUGCUAAAGAACUAGAAGGAUACUUCUCACCAUGGCAUGCCAAGCAUAUAGGCCAGAUAAAGGUGGCUAGUGGUAAUAAAACCGUAGAAAACUGGGCGAUGAAGCGCCUUAGGGUCCACUACUACAUAUUCUCAUACCCCAGCUUAUUAAAGCUGCAUGGAGAACCGUCCCUACUAAGAAGUCUAGACACCUUACUAGGAAAUGAAGCCUUAUUGCAGUUAGAAUUAAAGACAUUAUCCCCUGCAUUUAAGGACCCCAAGAAGAAGAAAUGGUUUGAAGAAGUCAUAGAUAAUUAUUUAAAACUUUGGGAGAAUCACUGGAAUGAGACUUCUCAACAGACCCAAGCUCACGCGGCUCAAAGAGCUGCUGAGACGUCUCAACAGUCCCAAGCUCGCCAAAUCAUUGAUGCAGAGCGUCACACGGAUCAAAGAGCUGCUGAGACUUCUCAACAGUCCCAAGCUCACCAAAUCUUAGAUGCUGAGCGUCAAGCUUCGUACAUAGCCGCAGAGACCCGCGAAGAAACACGUAGAUGA
Messenger RNA from Spodoptera exigua (beet armyworm), 1569 nucleotides. The record is from the annotation of a GenBank genome assembly. NCBI's taxonomy places the organism in Eukaryota, Metazoa, Arthropoda, Insecta, Lepidoptera, Noctuidae.